UGCCACAAAGCUUGGAAUACAUUCAUCCAUGUGUCACACCCACCCAUUUUACCUUCUUCCCGAAAUCUUCGGCUAAUUUCCUUCAGAAACAUCGGAGGGGGAAAACAGGGGUCACCAGCUUUCUUUGCUUCAACAAGAUUCCAUCCCCUCCUUGUUAUUGGUGGAUGGUGGGGUUUUCAACUAACAUAUACCUCUAUCAAGGACAUGGAAGCAGCGAUUGAGAGCCGAAAGCGAUUGACUGAAGCAACGUCCUCUGCCAUGGAUGGUUUGAAGGGGGACAGUUCUUGCCCAGAAAUGGAGUUUGAGAAUAUACCGUUUCCAAAGAAAAUUGUGGAAUGUAGAAUAUGCCAGGAUGAAGAUGAAGACUCGAACAUGGAAACACCUUGCUCGUGCUGUGGCAGCCUUAAGUAUGCACAUCGAAGAUGCAUACAGAAGUGGUGCAACGAAAAGGGUGAUACAAUUUGUGAGAUAUGCCGCCAGCAAUUCAAACCAGGUUACACAGCUUCUCCUCCAUUAUUCGAAAUGGGGCGUAUUCCAAUGAGCUUCAGGGGGAACUGGGAGAUUUCUCGAAGGAACUUGGAUAGUUCUAGCUAUAUAGCAAUGGUUUCUUCAAACCGCAAUGUUGUUGAUACCGACUAUGAUGAGUUCUCAGAUUCUGCUGCAACCAGCGUGCUAUGCUGCCAUUCGUUUGCUAUUGUUUUCAUGGUUCUCCUGGUUUUGAGGCACUCUCUUCCCCUCAUAUUCAAUGAAACCGGUGGUUACUCUUUCCCUCUGCUUCUGUCGAUUUGCCUGCGAAGUUUACUGAUCUUUCUACCAAUAUACGUUAUGUUCAAAGUAGUCUCUGCAGUUCAUCGCCGUCGACUUCUCGUAAGCCUGGCUACAUCUUCUAGUUCAUCCAUUCAUUCAACCAGCAUAGUUAGGAGUUCGACAUCCGUAUCGUCCCAACCUCAGCCUUACAUUAUCCGCGUUCGGUCAGUUUCAUAGCAGCAGAAGGUCUGAGAAAUUGGACUGCGAGCUGAAGAAUGGUGUUGGUAUGGGGGGGAUACAUGGCAGUAGGCUUUGCUUUGUGUAUAGAUGGGUAUAGAUGUUUGAAGUCGUUAUGCAGUUUAGUUUAUUAAAUGAUUGGUUUGUGUUAGAAAUUCUUUGUACAGAAAAGAAAUGAAUGAAUGAUAUAUGCACAUAAUAUG
Cucurbita pepo subsp. pepo (vegetable marrow) is the source of this 1187-nucleotide messenger RNA. The record is from RefSeq and is a predicted model, not a curated record. NCBI's taxonomy places the organism in Eukaryota, Viridiplantae, Streptophyta, Magnoliopsida, Cucurbitales, Cucurbitaceae.